Molecule: messenger RNA, 1440 nt
Organism: Gossypium arboreum
Lineage: Eukaryota; Viridiplantae; Streptophyta; Magnoliopsida; Malvales; Malvaceae
Product: glutelin type-A 1-like
Exons: 3
Coding region: 202-1272 (356 amino acids)
Molecular function (GO): nutrient reservoir activity
Source: RefSeq, a predicted model, not a curated record
GAUUUCCUGUUUGUUAACAAUGAUUUCCUUUUUAACAAGUUUAAAAAAAAUUGGAUUCUCAUGGAUGAUCAAAUAUCUUCCAUUUCACGCCUAUAAAUAUCCUUUCAAUCACACCUCAAUAAAUCAUUGCUUUCACUACUUUCAAUUCUUCAUUCCUUCUGUCUUUUUGGGUUUUACUCUUCUUUUUUUUGUGAAAUCAAGAUGGAUCUUGAUCUUUCUCCAAAGCUGGCAAAGAAAGUGUACGGUGACGAUGCUGGAAGCUACUACGCAUGGUGCCCCGAUGAACUUCCUAUGUUGCGUCAAGGCAACAUUGGUGCAGCCAAGUUGGCCCUUGAGAAAAAUGGCUUUGCCCUCCCUCUUUACUCUGAUUCUUCCAAGGUUGCUUAUGUCCUUCAAGGGGCUGGUGUUGCUGGGAUUAUUCUCCCUGAAUCAGAGGAGAAAGUGAUUGCAAUCAAGAAGGGUGAUGCAAUUGCUCUUCCAUUUGGUGUCAUCACCUGGUGGUACAACAAGGAGGACACUGAAUUGGUGGUCCUUUUCAUGGGGGAUACCUCAAAAGGCCACAAACCAGGCCAGUUCACUGAUUUCUUCUUGACAGGUGCCAACGGCAUCUUUACUGGCUUCACAACUGAUUUUGUGAAGAGGGCAUGGGAUGUGGAUGAUGACACUGCCACGGCCCUAAUUGGAAACCAAAAGGGCAAAGGCAUUGUCAAGCUUGAUGCCAAUUUCAAGAUGCCCGAACCCAAGCCCGAUCACCGCAAAGGAAUGGCCUUGAACUGUGAAGAAGCUCCGUUGGACACCGACAUCAAGAAUGCCGGCAACGUCGUGCUCUUGAACACUAAAAACCUCCCUUUGGUCGGCCAGGUGGGUAUGGGGGCCGAUCUCGUCAGGCUGGAAGGUAAUGCAAUGUGCUCCCCUGGCUUUUCUUGUGAUUCAGCCUUGCAGGUUACAUACAUAGUCAAAGGCAGUGGUCGUCUCCAAGUGGUGGGCGUCGACGGCAAAAGGGUCCUGGAAACCAUCGUGAAAGCCGGCAAUCUGUUGAUUGUGCCAAGGUUCUUUGUUGUUUCAAAGAUUGCUGAUCCAGAUGGUUUGUCAUGGUUCUCAAUCAUCACCACCCCAAACCCUAUGUUCACCCACUUGGCUGGAAGCAUUGGGGCAUGGAAGGCGAUAUCACCUGAAGUUCUUCAAGCAGCAUUCAAGGUUCCUGCUGAGAUAGAGAAGCUUUUCCGCUCCAAGAGGACCAAUGAUGCCAUCUUCUUCCCACCACCAAAAUGAAGGCCAUCCGUUUAGCUGUCUUCUGUUAGUUUUUAGUGUGUUUUUUUUUCCGAAUAAAAUGGGUUUUAGUGACUACUGAAUUGGAUUAUUAGUGAUAAUAAAUGUUUUUCUUCAUUUGGUAUAUGUCAAUGGAUGAUAUGAAUAUCAAUGAAUUAGGUGUUUAAGUAA